CGAAUAACGCAAAAUCAAACCGACGAGUCCGCGAAUCGUUACCCGGUCCCGCCAAUCGUUCCCUGACUCGGACUCCCAACUCAGUCCCUACUCCCCGGUUCUCACUCUCUCCACCACUCACUGCUCUCAGCUCCGACGACUCCUCACUCCUCCUCCAAUACUCCACUGUAAAAACUUCACAAAUCCUCCAAAGCUUUCAAACUUUGGAGAAAAAAAAAUUCACCGUAAAUUUCAAACAUUAUCUUAUCGGAGCAGCCAGAUCCGCAUGGCAGCGACGGCUCCGGCGCCGCCGUGGAUCCCCGAAGACGACCUCCUCCUCAAGAACGCCAUCGAGGCAGGUGCUUCUCUGGAAGCGCUUGCCAGAGGAGCGGUGCGAUUCUCCCGCAAAUUCACGGUGAGGGAUUUGCGGGAGCGGUGGCACUCGCUGCUGUAUGAUGCUGACGUGGCGGCGGAGGCGUCGGCACGGAUGCUGGAAUUCGAGGCGUGUAGUUCAAAUGUGGUGCCGUCCAAGUCGAAUAGGUUCAGUCAAUCUAGGGGUUCGAAACGGAAGGGGGAGAGCAUGAGGAAGCAGUAUCAUGCUCUGAAGAAGAGACUGUGUGCUGAUAGUAAUUUCGGUGUUAAUGAUUUCGACAUUAAUUUUCUUGGUGGGCAAGCUAUUGGGAACCAUGGGAGCUUGGAUGCAAAUUGUAUGGUUGGAGGUGGCGUUGAGCCGGUUUUCGAUGGUGGGAGUGUGUUUCAUGGUGGAGAGUGUGUCACGAUUGGAAAUCGUGGUGUAGAUGGAGUUGGGAGGGAAGGUUGCGGUAAUGAGUUUUCGGAUCAGGUGCUUUUAGUGGCGGCGAAUGGAUUGGCAGAGAAUGCUUAUUGCCGGGAUAAUAGUGCUCAUGAAGAUUUAUCCAAUCGUGGGGUUAAUACAAUGGAUUUCGGGAAUUCGUUGGAUGCGGAAGAUAUAGGGGCACAUUUAUGGGAUGUAGCAGCACCGGAAAUGCCAGCCGAGGAGACAUUGGUAAUUGUUAAUGAUGCGGAUGUUGAUGGGGAUAAUAUGGACUCUUCUCAUUAUGAAGUUGGCCAUAAUGAGGCAAUGUUGGUUGAUGGAGAAGGGUGUGAUGAACUGAAUAGGCCAGCAGCGAUAUCGGGAGGUGAUUAUGGAGAUUUGGCAAGUUUUUUAAUUAAUGAUGAGGUCAAUUCGAUUCUGUUGAGUUCUCCCAAAGAUGUUCAUGACGAUGAUGUGCCUGAAUUCUGUGAACCUCAACAGCUAGUUUUAGGCUCAUGUGAGGCUGUUUCAAUGGAUUCGCAUACUGGUGAGAUGGCCGUUUCUGUCGAACAGACAGGUCAUGAUGAUCAGCAAGAUAUUUUAUGUCCGGAUGCCAGUAUGCCAUCAUCAUCUACAUCAAUACCACUCCAUCCUUCUGAGGUUGCUGUUGCUCCUGUGGUGCCAGAUGCUCCAGAGAUGACCGUUGCACCAGAGGCUCAACAAGAAGAGAUGACUUGUUCAUUGAACACUGAGGUUCUUGACAUCCCUUGCAAUGAUGAUAUCUUCUUUCUUACUGCGGUUGUUCAGACUUCCCCGCAACCAAGCUCGAACGAGGCUAUUACUGACCAAAGAAAAUGUGAUCAACAAAUAGAAACAUUGGAGACAAACGCAGAUCUUGCACAGCCUUUUAGUAAAGAAAGUCCAAACCCUACACAUGAUAAAAUUGACCUUGCUGCUGGUCAUUGUGGAUUAGCAGAUGCAACUCUCAACUGUAUCACUAAGGGAUUGCUCAAUGAAGAGGAAAUUAAGGUUCCAGGUAUAGUUGCAGACCUUGCAUCUCUAACUGCAGAGCUAGGUUCUACUAGUAUACCUUUCCCGGAACCACAAACCAGACCCUCAGCACUAGAAUGUGAAGAGUCUGACGAAGAAUCUGAUGACGAUAUUGAUGAUGGAUGGGAUACAGACAUCCCUUGUUUUUCUGAUAUCGAAACAAUGAUACUUGAGAUGGAUUUAUGUCCAGCUGAUGAGGAGGCGGAUAUCAGUAAACGAGUCUCAAAGUAUCAACAUGAGGAUGCUAAAAGGAAAAUAAUAAGGUUGGAACAGUGUGCACAAUCCUCCAUGCAAAGGGCGCUUGCAUCUAAAGGCACACUUGCUGUAUUGUAUGAUCACCAUGUAAAGCAUUAUAUCAAGAAAACUAAGGUGAUAAUUGGUAGAACAACUGAAGAUUAUCAAGUUGAUAUUGAUUUAGGAGAUAACAAAGUAUCUAGGCGGCAGGCUAUUAUACAGAUGGAUGCAGAUGGUUCUUUCUCUUUGAAGAAUCUUGGCAGGAACUCAAUUUUCUUGAAUGGCAGAGAAAUCGCUAACGGGGAGCUUUUAAGUUUUGCUUCCACUAAUUUGAUUGAGAUUAGGGAGAUGGCGUUUGUCUUUGAGAUUAACCACAAAUCUGUGAGACAGUAUCUGGCCAAAAUUGCCACGAAAAUUGAGGGACACGCCAAUGUUGAAUUGGCACCUGAGGGGUUUUCAUAAGUGGAGAAAUGCCAUGACAAUUGACAAGGUGCCUAUCCUAUAUUCUAAUAUUUUAUCCUUGGACUAUAAUUGGUCUGUUAUACUCAGAGGAGCCUCCUCAGUCUGCCUAAUUAGAAAAGGUAUAGGCAUUUUUAGUUUUACAUUAAUUUAUACACAGUGAUCCUUUACUGAAGAGGGAAAAGGACACUAGGAAUUUUUUUUUAAAUCAGAAAUAACAAGUUAAUAAUCUGUAGCAGUAAAUACCAGCUCCAUCUUAAUCUUAG
This is a messenger RNA of Argentina anserina (silverweed cinquefoil), 2760 nucleotides long. RefSeq lists its product as uncharacterized. The record is from RefSeq and is a predicted model, not a curated record. NCBI's taxonomy places the organism in Eukaryota, Viridiplantae, Streptophyta, Magnoliopsida, Rosales, Rosaceae. Gene Ontology annotation, biological process: positive regulation of transcription by RNA polymerase II. Gene Ontology annotation, cellular component: NSL complex; Ino80 complex; MLL1 complex. The transcript is spliced from 8 exons. Gene Ontology annotation, molecular function: G-quadruplex RNA binding; protein binding. Bases 266 to 2497 code for a protein of 743 amino acids.